AUGGACAAACAAACCGUUGUCGUCCCUACCGCCGAGGUCAAGGAGGCCGUCGCCGCCGCUGAUGAGGCUGUUGCCGCCGAUAUUACUGCCGCUGUUGAUGCUGCUGCUGCUGAGUCCAAGGCCGCUGAGGAGAAGAAGGAACAGGAGCUCAAGGAACAGGCUGAGGCUGAGGCAAAGGCUGCUGAGGAGAAGGCUGCCGCCGAGAAGGCCGCUGCUGAAGCCGAGGCUGCCCGUAUCGCCGCUGAGGCCAAGGCUGCCGAGGAGAAGGCUGCUGUCGAAGCUGAGGCUGCCCGUAUCGCCGCUGAGGCUAAGGUUGCUGAGGAGAAGGCUGCCGCCGAGAAGGCCGCUGCUGAGGCCGAGGCUGCCCGUAUCGCUGCUGAGGAGGAGGCUGCUCGUAUUGCUGCUGAGGAAAAGGCUGCCGCCGAGAAGGCCGCUGCUGAGGCUGAGGCUGUCCGCAUCGCUGCUGAGGAGAAGGCCGCCGCUGAGGCCAAGGCUGCUGAGGAGGAGGCCGCUCGCAUUGCUGCUGAGGAAAAGGCUGCCGCCGAGAAGGCCACUGCUGAAGCUGAGGCUGCCCGUAUCGCUGCUGAGGAGGAGGCUGCUCGUAUUGCUGCUGAGGAAAAGGCUGCCGCCGAGAAGGCCGCUGCUGAGGCCGAGGCUGUCCGCAUCGCUGCUGAGGAGAAGGCCGCCGCUGAGGCCAAGGCUGCUGAGGAGGAGGCCGCUCGCAUUGCUGCUGAGGAAAAGGCUGCCGCCGAGAAGGCCACUGCUGAAGCUGAGGCUGUCCGCAUCGCUGCUGAGGAGAAGGCCGCCGCUGAGGCCAAGGCUGCUGAGGAGGAGGCUGCCGCCGAGAAGGCCGCUGCUGAGGCCGAGGCUGCCCGUAUCGCUGCUGAGGAGGAGGCUACUCGCAUUGCUGCUGAGGAGAAGGCUGCCGCCGAGAAGGCCGCUGCUGAAGCUGAGGCUAUCCGCGUCGCUGCUGAGGAGAAGGCCGCCGCUGAGGCAAAGGCCGCUGAAGAGGAGGCUGCUCGCAUUGCUGCUGAGGUUGAGGCCGCUCGUGUCGCUGCUGAAGAGAAGGCUGCUGCUGGGGCCAAGGCUGCCGAAGAGGAGGCCGCCCGCAUUGCUGCUGAGGAGGCCGACGCCGCCGCUGCUGCCAAGGCUGAGGAGGAGAGAAUCGCCGCUGAGAUCGAGACUGCCCGUAUUGCCGCCGAGGAGAAGGCCGCCGCUGAGGCCAAGGCUGCUGAGGAAGUUGCUACUGCUGCUGUCGCCAAGGCUGCCGAGGAGAAGGCCGCCGCUGAGGCUGAGGCUACUCGCAUUGCUGCUGAGGUCGAGGCUGCUCGUAUUGCCGCUGAGGAGAAGGCCGCCGCUGAGGCCAAGGCUGCUGAGGAGGUCGCUGCUGCUGCCGCCGCCAAGGCUGCCGAGGAGAAGGCCGCCGCUGAGGCUGAGGUUGCUCGCAUUGCUGCUGAGGUCGAGGCUAUCCGUGUCGCUGCUGAGGAGAAGGGCGCCACCGAGACGGCUGCUGCUGAAGCUAAGGCUGCCGCUGAGGCCAAGGCCGCCGAAGAGGAUGCCGCCCGUGUUGCUGCCGAGGUUAAGGCUGCCGAGGAUCAGGUUGCUGCUGAACUCAAGGCUGCUGACGAGAAGGCCGCUGCUGAGAAGGCUGCCGUUGAGGCCAAGGUUGACGAGGUUGUCGCCGCCCCUGUUGCCGUUGUCGCCGCUAUCGAGGAGGCUUCAUCAUCAACCCCCGCUGUUGCAGAGGAGAAGAAAGCCGAUAUCCCAGAGGUCACCGCCAUCCCAAGCUUGAAGCCUGUAGAGGAAAUCAAGGCUGUCGCUGCUGAGGCACCCGUCGCUGCCGCUGCUGCACCCGUCGCAACACCAAGCCUCAAGAAGGAGAAGACCAAGAAGGAGAAGAAGGACGGCAAGGCCUGCUUGAUCAUGUAA
This is a messenger RNA of Linnemannia hyalina, 1929 nucleotides long. The record is from the annotation of a GenBank genome assembly. Lineage: Eukaryota; Fungi; Mortierellomycota; Mortierellomycetes; Mortierellales; Mortierellaceae.